This is a messenger RNA of Sus scrofa (pig), 2613 nucleotides long. Lineage: Eukaryota; Metazoa; Chordata; Mammalia; Artiodactyla; Suidae. The record is from RefSeq and is a predicted model, not a curated record.
AUGGAAGGGGCCUUCCAGGCAGUGACAGCUCUGCACAGUCCCUGGUUCUCUGAAGGUCCUCUGAGUGGGAGACACCCCUUCAUCCAGGUAACUGACAAAAUGCAUCAGAAGCCCUCUGCUGUGCAGCUGCCACAGAAACAGGGGCCAGAUCAAAGCAGGAGAGGACCAACAUCUGCAGCAACCAAAGCAAGGAAGAGCUACGCUGAGUCAGAGAUCUCCAAGGUGCAUUUGCACAACCACUUUGGAAACUCAAGUAAAGGACCUUUCUUUUCUGUUGAAAUUCAUCUUGGUAGACUUGACCUAUAUUGGUCUUUGGAGAGGUAUGUAGUGUUUAUUUCUGCCAUCCCACCUAUUUACUGACUCUUCUAGUUUCGGCUGUUAGAAAAUUUGAUACACCUCCUUUCUAUAGUUUCAUUUGAGUUACUGCUUUAAAAGAUGUUGCCUGGGAGGGGGCUGAGCCAUCGGUCACACACAUACAGAUUGUCUUCUAGAGCUUGACAUCAGACUGGGGUCAGUAUCUUUUGGGUGUGUUUCCUAAGCCAACCAAUAAUCUCCCAUAUCGUGGUCCUCAAAUUUAGAAUUCGCCAAGGGAUCCAGAAGGCUACCAUGAGAGAAGAUAUGUGCCUUUCUGAAAUCCAGUGUACUUGGCCCCCUGAUAUUUUGCAGGAGACAAGAGAUAUGUUAUGAAUGCAAAUGUAAACAUCAUAACUACAGUUUUGUAAGGAGCAAGUGUUUUUUGCCCGGAAGAACUGGUGUAUGUUUUGGACAUGCUAGGGAGCUGGGUCUGUAAAAGAGAACUGACCACAAAGAGAAAUGGGUCAAAAGAGAAUUUGAGAUAAAUCAAAAGCAGGGACUGGAGCAGCAGUUUGUGAAAAAGGCAGACGUUUCACUGACAUUGGAGGUCCUGUGACUGCAAGAGUAGAUCUUGGGCUAGAAGCACUAUUUCCCUCUAGAAAAACAGCCAUAAGACCUGGAUUCUUCCAAAUCUAGAAACUCCAGGCAGGUUCUCAACACCCCAUACUGAACCUCCCUGCCUCUGCUAAUGCUAUGCCUUCUGGAAUUCCUUUCCUUGCUGUCACUUGGCAAAUAUCUCAUCCUUCAUUUCCAUUGCAAUUCUUACAUCCUGUUAACAAGUCGGGUCUGCCUCCUCCUCGCUUCUGAUUCUAGCCUUUCCCGAUAGAACUGCUUCUCCCAUUGUGACCUUUUUGUUCCCUGUAGAAAUGUUCCUGGUUUUCAUUUGCACCGAAAACAUUUUAUGGAGGAAAGACCACAGGCUUUGAAGUCCAGUAGGGUUAGAUUUCUACUCUGACCUUGCAUUGUAUUUUAACCUAAAACGCCGUUUCCUCAUCUGUAAGUUUGGGACAAGAAUAAAUACUCAACAGGACUGGCAUGAGGAACCAAUAGAUAAUGAGCAGAGAGCACUAUUAACUGCUCUAUUAGUUAUCUCUUGCUGCAUGACUAAUUCCCCAAAUUUAGUGGCUUAACCCAACACUAAAUGCUAUUUCAAAUAGUUUCUGUGGGUCAGGAAUUUGGGAAUGGCUUGGCUUAGUGUUUCUGGCUUGAGGUUCACCAUGAAGUUGCAGUAAGAAUUGUUUGAAACUGGAGGCUCUGCUUCCAAGAAGGCUGAGUCACAUGGUUGUUGGCAGAAGGUUUCAGUUCCAACCUGGUUACUGGUGGGAGGCUUCAGUCCUUCUCCAGGUGGACCUCCCCACAGGGCUUCUUGAGUGUCUUUACCACAUGGCAGUUGGGCUUCUCUAGGGUGACUGAUCCGAGAGAGAGCAAGGUGGAGGAGGUGACAUCACUUAGGGCCUCGCUGAGAAGUCACCCACCAUUUCUUCCCACAAAUUCUGUUACAAAUGUCAGUCUUACUCCCUAUAGAAGGGGUUUUACAGAGCACUUGAAUAGCAGGCAGCGAGGGUCUUUGGGGGCCGUGUUGGAAGCUGGCUUUCCCACGUACCUAGCCCAAUGUUUAUCAAAAGCAUAUCAUAUCUUAAUUUUCUUUAUCCAUUAAUCUGUCAGUGGACAGUUUGUUUCCACCUUAUAAAUAAUAUGCUUUUAUAUAUAUAAUGGACUAUUAUUCAGCCUUAAAUAAAAUAUAUAUUAUAUAUAUAAUGGAAUAUUAUUCAGCCUUAAAAAAUGAAGACAUCCUACCAUUUGCAACAACAUGGGUGAAAUUGAGGGACAUUAAGCAAAGUGAAUUAAGUCAGACACAGACAAGUAUUGCAUGAUCUCAUACGUAGAAUCUAAAAAGGAAAAAAAGUGGAACUCAUAGUAGUAGAGAGUAGAAUGGUAGUUAUGGAGGUGAGGGGUGGGGGAAAAGUGGAGAUAUGGAUCAAAACAUACAGACUUUCAGUUAUGAGUAAGUUCUGAAAACCUAAUGCACCACACGGUGUUUGUAGUUAAUAAUAAUGUGUUAUAUUCUUGAAAUUUGCUAAGAGAGUAAUUCUCAAGUCUUCUCACUACACAUAUACAAAAUGUUUAACUAUGGGAGGUGAUAGGUUAGCUAGUUUCAUUAUGGUAAUGAUUUCACAAUGUAUACCUAUAUCGAAACAUGAUAUUGUAGACUUUAAAUAUACAUAAUUUUAUAUUUGUCAAAAAUAAAAGUAUAUUUUA